Messenger RNA from Pomacea canaliculata, 406 nucleotides. RefSeq names its product solute carrier family 23 member 2-like. NCBI's taxonomy places the organism in Eukaryota, Metazoa, Mollusca, Gastropoda, Architaenioglossa, Ampullariidae. The coding region runs from base 17 to 406 and encodes 129 amino acids. Gene Ontology annotation, molecular function: transmembrane transporter activity. The transcript has 3 exons. Gene Ontology annotation, cellular component: membrane. Gene Ontology annotation, biological process: transmembrane transport. The record is from RefSeq and is a predicted model, not a curated record.
CUGCAGACGACACAAAAUGCAUGGUCAACGCCAGAGACACAGCUCAGGUGAGUCUGACCUCUCGGUCUCUGACGAUCUUCACUACAAGGUGGACAAGACGCCGCCGCCAUUUCUGUGCCUGCUUCUGGCCCUGCAGCAAGUGAUCAUGACCAUCCCGGGCUCGCUGUCCAUUCCCAUGCUUCUGGCGGAGCUGCUGUGUGCAGACGACAAGGCUCUGGUGAGAGCUCACCUGAUAGGCAUCACCUUCUUUAUGUGUGGACUGGCCACCCUCAUCCAGACUGUCCUGGGCAUCAGAUUGCCCAUCAUUCAAGGUGGCUCUUUCACCAUUAUUCCUCCAGUGAUCGCCCUAAUGUCACUUGACAAGUGGAAAUGUCCUGCUGGUAAUUUCACUUUAAUCAUUUCUUAA